AUGCUUGAAUUGAGAAACUCUAAUUUAACAGCAGUAAGAGAUGUUGUAGACAACGAAGAUAUUGUAAAUUUUGAAGAGUAUGGCAUUGAAGAAGGACCUGUUCCAAACCUUUACCCUGAAUCAGUAUCAGUUCCAGAAUCUUCUAUACAUAUAUCAGAGGAAAAUGAGAGAAUACUUCAACAAGAAAUUUCCUCAGUUCCCCCAGAUGACAACGGGAUCAUGAGGUACAUCGCAGCAUUAACUGUAGCAAUGAUGUUUGGGGAUCUAAAUUAA
This is a messenger RNA of Paramuricea clavata, 273 nucleotides long. The record is from the annotation of a GenBank genome assembly. Lineage: Eukaryota; Metazoa; Cnidaria; Anthozoa; Malacalcyonacea; Plexauridae.